Somion occarium is the source of this 1065-nucleotide messenger RNA. Lineage: Eukaryota; Fungi; Basidiomycota; Agaricomycetes; Polyporales; Cerrenaceae. The record is from the annotation of a GenBank genome assembly.
ACGGCUGGUAUAUUCGCUCAAAGCCAACUUGAACUGCAUAAUAGCCGCACCCAUCUGCUUCCUGGCAACUUGAAGGGUUUACUACUGACUUGAGACUAUGUCAGUUUCCGUCUUCCGACGCCUAUGGGCAAAAAUAUCCAACCCAACAAAGUGUGUCGGGAGGGACCUUGAAGGUAAUCGGUACUUUGAGUACCCAAACCCUCACGGAGAUGUGAGAACGAAACGCGUCGUGAAAUAUCGACGGGGCUAUGAUAUGUGGACCUAUAUCGCUGGAGAGAAGCGGUUACCUGUACAAUGGACGUCUUGGUUAACUCACACCAGGUCACAUCCGCCCACGUACCAGGAGCUUCUCGCUGACUUGGAGCGACAACGUCGUGUCUUGCAAAAUGCUGCCAUGAUCGAAGCACGAGAACGUGAAGCUCGAGAAGCUGCACAACUAGCCUCGCCCUCCCAUGCGCCGACACAAUCCCCCGAGAAUACGGAUACAACCUCGGAGGCGCCUUCAGUACAAGCAUCAUCUUCUCCAAAUGCUCGGUCGGGGGUCAGUGCGGACCAGACUCCGACGCCGUCAAAGCCUCAGCAUAGUACAGAGCCCUCCAAGCCAGAUCCCUGGGAAGCAGCUCGCGCGAAAGCUGACGGGGACCAACCGCAGUCUUGGGCCCCUCGUGCGGUUCGUCGGGGUGGCUAACUUGAUGCAGCUGUGACCUUUCCAUAUGCUUCUGAUAUUCCUCCUUAUACAAACACUACUUAUUCUCAUGUCGUAUCCUGUAAGGGAUUCCGCAGCAGCAUUGUCGCUUGCGUAUUCAGCAUAAUGAGAUAUUGCAUGCAGUAUCGGGGUGAGACAUCUUACAGUGCUCGUGAUAGUUAAGCUUGUCUGUCAUCUCCCUUACGCGUCGAGAAUGACUGGCUGCGUGCUUCUUUCCCGCUAUCUUCCGGCGGUAACUGUGACAGUACACAGCAAUACUUUGCAAGGUUGAGGCUUCAAAUGUGGCUUUUUCCUGGAGAAAGAGGAUUGAGAGGAUGUUGAGAUCCGUAUUUAACCCCUAAUACAAGUUGUGUGCCGCU